AUGAUCACGAGCCUUCCUUUCUCUGAGAGGAACGUGAUUUUUGAUGAUUGUAUGAAGUGGCAUUCGGAUGGUGUCAGGGAGUUGCUCGGCCCUGUUGUUGACUUGGCGGACGAUGACACCCAUGCUUCUAUGACGGUGAUCAUGGCCGCGAUCCGUAGCGUGGACAUAACUGCGGAGCAGAGGGUUAGGCUCUUCCUCUUGGCUCUGGUGAGUAGAGUGAUGGCCCCGAGCAGGAAUAAUCGGGUGCAUGUUGGCUUCCUGACGGCUUUGCAGGAUUUCAGGGCUGUUUCGGGCUUCAUUUGGGGUGGUCUGGCGUAUAGCCACCUUUUGUAUGAGAUGAAGUAUGCCUCCCGGACUUCGCCGGAGAGCAGCCCGAGUAUUGCUGCUUUGUGGAGCGUGCUGGAGAUUUGGAUGUACGAGCAUUUCCCGACCUUGGCGCCGGCUCGUACUAGGGAUGCGGCUUACCCGUAUGCUGCCUCUUGGAUAGGAGCGGUGCGCGGGAGGAUGUCCUUGGCGAGUUCCCGCAGAGUUUUGAGGGUUUUGCCUAUUGAGGAGGUGGUUUGGCGUCCUUUUGUCGAUGCGCCUACACCCGUCCAGGCCAUGCAUGCUCACUUCUUGUCUCAGCGCCGGGUCUUGCUCCCGGGGGCCGGGGGUGUACCGCUAUAUGUGGUAUUUGGGGGAACGAGUGUCCCCUCAGCAUAG
This is a messenger RNA of Spinacia oleracea (spinach), 702 nucleotides long. RefSeq lists its product as uncharacterized. The transcript is spliced from 3 exons. Gene Ontology annotation, biological process: meristem maintenance; meristem development. Lineage: Eukaryota; Viridiplantae; Streptophyta; Magnoliopsida; Caryophyllales; Amaranthaceae. The coding region runs from base 1 to 702 and encodes 233 amino acids. The record is from RefSeq and is a predicted model, not a curated record.